Colius striatus (speckled mousebird) is the source of this 2763-nucleotide messenger RNA. It is a transcript of the gene CCND2, whose product is annotated as cyclin D2. Bases 169 to 1026 code for a protein of 285 amino acids. The transcript has 6 exons. Gene Ontology annotation, cellular component: cytoplasm; nucleus; cyclin-dependent protein kinase holoenzyme complex. Gene Ontology annotation, biological process: regulation of cyclin-dependent protein serine/threonine kinase activity; positive regulation of G1/S transition of mitotic cell cycle; mitotic cell cycle phase transition. NCBI's taxonomy places the organism in Eukaryota, Metazoa, Chordata, Aves, Coliiformes, Coliidae. The record is from RefSeq and is a predicted model, not a curated record. Gene Ontology annotation, molecular function: cyclin-dependent protein serine/threonine kinase regulator activity.
CGCCGCGCCGCAGCGGGUCCCCGCUCGCUGCCCUCGACGUACGGCGGGGAAUUGUCCCCUCCUCGCUCCCCUCCUUCGCCCUCCUGGCGAGCCUGGCUGGGCAAAGCCGUGCCCAAUUCCUCUUACGGCGAGUUCGACCCCGAGAAAGAGCGAGAUCUCUUCGGAAACAUGGAGCUGCUGUGCUGCGAGGUGGAUCCCAUGAGGAGAGCUCUGCCUGACCCAAACUUGCUCUACGAUGAACGCGUUUUGCACAACUUACUAACCAUAGAGGAGAGAUAUCUGCCCCAGUGCUCCUACUUCAAGUGCGUCCAGAAGGACAUCCAGCCCUUCAUGAGGAGGAUGGUGGCCACUUGGAUGCUAGAGGUCUGUGAAGAGCAGAAGUGCGAAGAAGAAGUUUUCCCUCUGGCCAUGAAUUACUUGGACAGAUUCUUAGCAGUGGUGCCCACUCGAAAGUGCCAUCUGCAGCUGCUGGGGGCUGUGUGCAUGUUCCUGGCCUCCAAGCUGAAAGAGACAAUCCCCCUCACAGCCGAGAAGCUGUGCAUAUAUACGGACAAUUCCAUCAGACCCCAAGAGCUGCUGGAAUGGGAGCUGGUGGUGCUGGGGAAGUUGAAGUGGAACCUCGCAGCUGUCACCCCACAUGAUUUCAUUGAACACAUCUUAAGGAAGCUGCCUCUACCUAAAGACAAGUUGCUUUUGAUCCGGAAGCAUGCACAAACGUUCAUUGCCCUUUGUGCCACAGAUUUUAACUUUGCUAUGUACCCACCAUCAAUGAUAGCAACUGGAAGUGUGGGAGCAGCCAUCUGUGGCCUUCAGCUCGAUGAUGGGGACAGCCUCACGGACCUCCUGGCCAAGAUCACAAACACAGAUGUGGACUGCCUUAAAGCUUGUCAAGAACAGAUCGAGGCGGUGCUAGUAAACAGCCUUAGGCAAGUCCGGCAGCAGCAACAGCAAAGCAAUCCUUCCAAGACGGUGGACGAACUGGACCAGGCCAGCACUCCCACAGAUGUGAGAGAUAUCAACCUGUGAGGACAUCGGCACAGAAAGUCACUCUUGCUCCCUCGGCCCUUUUAUUUUUGUUAUUAUUUUUAGAAUGAAUUUUUGGUUGUGUUUUUUUUUUUUAAUCUGCUCCUACAUAGAAUGUAUUUAAAGCUCUUUUAGGUAAAAAAAAAAGAAAAAAAUUACAAAAACUGAAUAAUGAAAAAAAAAAGCAUUUGGUGCCUGUGAUGUUCUACAGAAGGGAAUCCCACAAUAUAUUUGGUAAUUGCUAUUUGAUUAUGUAUCGAUGAUAUUAAAUGCUUAUAAAAGCAUACAAAGUAGCUAGAUAAAUGUAAGCCUGCAUUUGUGGGAACAAAGUAGAGUAUACUUGUCUGCAUAUUAUGACCUAGUGCAUACACCCCUUUUUUAGAUUUAAGAAAGGAAUCGUGUGUGCGAUUUUAUGGCUUGACUAGAUUGCAAAGCAAUAGAAUAAGGGGUUUAGGGCAAAGUGGGAAAAGAUCCCUGAAGCAAUUGAACUAUUGCGAAUGCAGAACAGAUUUGCUGAUCUGUCACCUCUGUUAUUAGUCAGAAGUGUUUGUUGGAUCUCUGUAUGUUAGUUUUGUUUACUCUUGCUGUCUGUGGUAGCUGCUACCUAAGAAAGAAGAUGCUUUAUUUUGCCAGCUGGAAGAGCAGGUGGUGUUUUGUUUUGUUUUGUUUUUUAUUAGUUUAUUCUUUUUUUUUUUUCAAAUUCCCCUCUCCCCUCUUGACUUUUUCUACUUUUCCUUCAAAAAUGGUUUGUUCUAGACACAGCAGCAUCUUUGGCAUAAGGGCAAUUUCGUUUCCCCAGCUGUGGGCCAAGCCAAAGUUAUUGAGUGGUCACCUUAGAUGAGGGAAAUGCACCAAUUAAUUUCAGCCAGUGGGCCUCAGUGGGCUAGCUGCCUCCAACCUUUAGAUUGCAAGAUGUGGUGGAUCAUCUGUGAAAAGGAUUAUAUUUCCUUUACAGUGCUAAUGCUCCACUUCAAUGUUAACUUUUGGCAGCUCCUUAGCUUGGCCUAAAGACAUUUAAAUGAUGCUUUGUCCAUCUUCCUUUUUCACAUAUCUUCACUGUGUUAAAGAAGAUGAGAUCUGGUUUGAUCCCUCUCCUAUCUACCUGCCUUUCCCCACCACUCCCUCCUCCACCCCACACACAUUUUUAGCAUUUCAUUAACUUUAUUGAUCCGCAGUAAGCGUUUUUUUGUAAACCAUUUCAUUCGAAAAGCACUUUGAAAAAUUUUUCCUAAGGGAUUAAAUGAGAUGGUUUAUGGCGAUUUUGCCGAGAAAAAGAUAAAAAAAAUAGAAAGAAAAAAAAAAAGAGGGAAAAAAUAAUUAAAAAAAAAAGAAGUCGCAAAAGCAAAGCAUAUAGAUUUUUAUAGUCAAUAUUGUCCAGUAUCUGGUGUACUUGGUUAGCUGCGGUGUUGCUGGAAAUACCAACACCUGCUUCAUGAUGACAUUCCUGUCAUGACAUUCCGGAUAAAACCCUGACGAUUUUUAUUGUUCAGUGUCACAAAAGAAUCUUAAUACCACCUGCAUGCAUAUCUAUGGACAACGAAUGAAAAUUGCUGGUGCAAAAGGCAUGAGUGGUAAACAUCGAGUGGUAAACAUCGAGGUGUGCGAGUCCUAUUACAAAGGUGUAUUCAGUGUACUUGAAUUUAUUUUUCUGCUCCAUCCAUAGAGAAGGGGCAUUUAGAUGGCAAAGGAGUUGGAGCAACUUUUUUUAGGGGGGGGAGGGGGGUUAUUGGUGGUUUUUUU